Paramuricea clavata is the source of this 1341-nucleotide messenger RNA. NCBI's taxonomy places the organism in Eukaryota, Metazoa, Cnidaria, Anthozoa, Malacalcyonacea, Plexauridae. The record is from the annotation of a GenBank genome assembly.
AUGUGUUAUAAUCAACUACCAAAGAUACGCAGAACUGUCUAUAAUUAUCGUCAAGGUGAUUUUGCUGGCUUACGAACUUCCCUUGAAUGUCUAAAUCUGGAUUCCCUGAUUACAACCGACGACAAUAUCAACCACGACUGGCAACAAUGGAAGAAGGCGUUCCUAGAAGCAGUAUCCCAACACAUACCAUCAGUGAGAGUAAAGGGUCGCAACUAUGUACCGUGGAUGAAUUCUACAAUUCUACACAACAUCAAGAAGAAAAACUCUCUCCGCCUCAGAAUUAAGAAAUCCCCUACACCUACUGAAUAUCUCCUGGAAAAAUUCAAAACCCUUCGUAGCUCCAUCAAGAGUAUGUUACGUAACAGUCGCUCCAAAUAUUUCGACUCUAUUUGUUCCAGCCGUGGACUUAAUCCCAAACGCUUCUGGUCCCUGUUCAAGUUCAAUAAUAAGACACGGAACAUUCCUCAAAAGCUCUCGGUGAAAGUAACUGAAACCAAAAGAACAUCCGCAGGAAAUCCAGCAGAUAUUGCUGCGCUCUUCAACAACUACUUCACAUCUAUAUUUACUACCGAUCCAAAUAUCGAAAACUACAGCCCUGACGCUCUUCCAUAUCAGUCUAACAAUACUAUCAUCGAGGACAUUACCCUUUCGGAAGCCGAUGUUUUCUCCGUAUUGCUUAAUGUCGACAUUAAUAAAGCUCAAGGUCCAGAUGGGAUUCCUGCACGAUUAUUAAAAGAAACAGCUCGCCAAAUUGCUCCAUCACUAACCGCCCUGUUUAAUAAAUCUCUCAACACUGGUGUGUUACCACCCGACUGGAAACUAGCAAAUGUUGUUCCCGUCCACAAAAAAGACAACAAAGAGCACGUAGAAAACUAUCGACCAAUUUCGCUUCUUUCGCUUAUCUCGAAAGCAUUGGAAAGAUGCGUGUUCAAUAAGAUGAAAGACCACGUUUUCGAAUAGAUUAACAACGGUCAACAUGGCUUUGUUCCUCGGAAGUCCUGUGUUACACAGCUCAUUGAAGUCUUUGAGUAUAUUGGUCGUGAGCUGGAUCUUGGGAAACAAGUUGAUGUGAUCUACUUGGAUAUGUCCAAGGCGUUUGAUCGAGUAAGUCACAUGCAACUGUUGAAACGACUUCGUGAUUUUGGAUUCGGUGGCAAUAUUCUUAACUGGUUUAGAUCUUACCUCAAGGACCGUCGGCAGCAGACUACAGUACUUGGUGCAACAUCAUCAGCACUACCAGUAACCUCCGGAGUUCCCCAAGGCUCAAUCCUUGGACCACUGCUGUUCCUAUUAUAUCAGAAUAAUCUCCAUCAACAACUCGAAGAUCGCGACGUUUGCUGA